AGGAAAAGAAACCCCACAGGUAAACUAGUAGUUGUUGGGUUUUCUUUUUCUUCUUUCAUAUGAUCGCAGUGAUCACGCAGAAACAGCAAGUGAAAAUGGCAUUUGAUAAAAUUAAGGUCACCAAUCCCAUUGUCGAAAUGGACGGUGAUGAAAUGACUAGAGUUAUUUGGAAAUCAAUUAAGGACAAGCUUAUUUUCCCUUUUUUGGAUUUGGAUAUCAAGUAUUUUGACCUCGGCCUGCCCAAUCGUGAUGCUACAGAUGAUAGAGUUACCAUAGAAAGUGCUGAGGCUACUCUCAAAUAUAAUGUAGCAAUCAAGUGUGCAACAAUAACUCCAGAUGAAGGCCGUGUUAAGGAGUUUAACUUGAAAAAUAUGUGGAAGAGUCCAAAUGGGACGAUUCGCAACAUUUUAAAUGGUACAGUUUUUAGAGAACCUAUUAUCUGCAAAAACAUUCCAAGACUUGUUUCAGGUUGGACCAAGCCAAUCUGCAUAGGAAGGCAUGCAUUUGGUGACCAGUACCGAGCGACUGAUACAGUCAUCCAAGGCCCUGGCAAACUGAAGCUGGUAUUUGUACCUGAUGGACAAAGUGAAAAGAAAGAAUUUGAGGUUUUCAAAUUCGAAGGAGCUGGAGGUGUGGCUCUGUCCAUGUAUAACACUGAUGAGUCCAUCCAUGCUUUCGCUGAAGCUUCAAUGAACACUGCUUACCUGAAGAAGUGGCCACUUUAUCUUAGCACUAAAAAUACCAUUCUUAAAAAAUAUGAUGGAAGAUUCAAGGACAUAUUCCAGGAAGUUUAUGAAAUGCAAUGGAAAUCCAAGUUUGAGGCUGCAGGAAUUUGGUAUGAACAUCGUCUCAUUGAUGAUAUGGUUGCUUAUGCUCUCAAAAGUGAAGGAGGUUAUGUAUGGGCAUGCAAGAAUUAUGAUGGAGAUGUGCAGAGUGAUUUCUUGGCCCAAGGAUUUGGAUCUCUUGGGUUGAUGACUUCAGUAUUGGUGUGCCCGGAUGGAAAGACAAUUGAAGCUGAAGCAGCCCAUGGCACUGUUACCCGCCAUUAUCGGGUUCACCAGAAAGGAGGUGAAACCAGCACCAACAGCAUAGCAUCGAUUUUUGCCUGGUCGAGAGGUCUUUCACACAGGGCAAAGUUGGACGGCAAUGUCAGACUCUCGGAUUUUACUGCAAAACUAGAAGCAUCCUGCAUUGGAGCUGUUGAAUCAGGGAAGAUGACCAAGGAUCUUGCACUUCUUAUUCAUGGGCCCAGGGUUAGUAGGGGUCGGUAUCUGAAUACAGAGGAGUUCAUUGAUGCUGUAGCUGAGGAGCUGAAGGCAAGACUGUUGGUCAGAGCAAAGUUGUAAAAUUCUGGGUUCUAAAUAAUUUGGCAGAAGCUGGGUUCAGCUAGCAUAGCAUACGGACAUGGUAUAUUUUUCAAUGGUUUUUUCCUAUCUUAAUUCCCCAUCGCCCUUGUACAAGGGAAUAGGGUAACGUUAAGAAGUCUAUCCUUGUGGGGAAGUUGAAGAUGGAGGUGGGCAGCAAGUUGUUCUUGCAGAUAUGGAUUAGAAGGGACUGUUGAAGACUGGACAGCCCAAGGAGAGGAAUAAAAUGGGAUUAUUAUUAUUAUUAUUAACUUAAGACAUGUUUGAAAUAAGCUAGCAUGUAAUAUCUGAAGAGAACUGAUGAUUUACUGGUAUUGUUCGUCGCGUGAACUGAAGUUUCUUAAAUUUUGAAAACCAUGGACGGCGGCGUCAAUCCACAUGGCA
Molecule: messenger RNA, 1748 nt
Organism: Populus nigra (black poplar)
Lineage: Eukaryota; Viridiplantae; Streptophyta; Magnoliopsida; Malpighiales; Salicaceae
Product: isocitrate dehydrogenase [NADP]-like
Exons: 15
Coding region: 60-1346 (428 amino acids)
Biological process (GO): isocitrate metabolic process
Cellular component (GO): mitochondrion
Molecular function (GO): isocitrate dehydrogenase (NADP+) activity; NAD binding; magnesium ion binding
Source: RefSeq, a predicted model, not a curated record